AUGACCUUGUUACCACUGGGUGAUAGUGAAGGUCCUGACUGUCCCCUCCCCCUCUCACCCCUUCUGACACCGCCCCAGCUGGAAGGGGAAGGGGGCCUCAUUACCGCCAGGACUUUACAAACACAAAUACAGACCCUCAUUAGAAGCGACGAUGUGGCUGUGGCUGACACAAAGGCCCCGGAACUCUCGGCACUAGAGAGGCAGAUCUUUGACUUCCUUGGCUUCCAGUGGGCGCCUAUUCUUGGAAACUUUCUACAUAUAAUAGUCGUCAUAUUGGGUUUGUUUGGAACCAUUCAGUAUAGACCUCGAUACAUUGUGGUGUAUACAGUAUGGACUGCCCUCUGGGUCAUCUGGAAUGUGUUCAUUAUCUGCUUUUAUCUGGAAGUAGGUGGACUCUCUAAGGACACAGAUUUAAUGACAUUCAACAUCUCUGUCCACCGGUCAUGGUGGAGGGAACAUGGGCCUGGCUGUGUCCGAAGAGUGCUGCCCCCGUCAGCCCACGGGAUGAUGGACGACUACACGUACGUCUCUGUCACAGGCUGCAUGGUCGACUUCCAGUACCUGGAGGUCAUCCACAGCGCCGUCCAAAUACUACUCUCUUUGAUUGGUUUUGUGUAUGCCUGUUAUGUGAUCAGUAUCUUCAUGGAAGAAGAGGACACCUUUGAUUUCAUAGGAGGACUUGAUACACACUCCUACUACCAAGAUCAUAUUGAGUUAAAGCCUGUUAAACCUGUAAGUAAAGGUGUGAUGAUAUGAAAAAUAUUAAUCCUUCUAACUUGGCCAAAACUAACCAACCCUAAAAUAAUUUGGACCAGCUACUACUAAUCAUUCAUUUAAUAUUCCGCUCAUGUUUUAA
Messenger RNA from Loxodonta africana (African savanna elephant), 856 nucleotides. RefSeq names its product sodium/potassium transporting ATPase interacting 3 (gene NKAIN3). Bases 1 to 756 code for a protein of 251 amino acids. Gene Ontology annotation, biological process: regulation of sodium ion transport. The transcript has 7 exons. The record is from RefSeq and is a predicted model, not a curated record. Lineage: Eukaryota; Metazoa; Chordata; Mammalia; Proboscidea; Elephantidae.